CAUUCCUAGUGUGUCCCUUAUAAUAACAAUUUUUUCACGCAGUUUAUUUUUAUCGGUCCUGUAAAUUUUAUUCCAGUUUUAGGCUAUCCUGCGGGGAAAUUGAAAAUAGUUAAAACAAGGUGGCAUAAUGUCUUUAUCAAGUAUUUUACCUUCGCCCUCAAACCCAGUUUGGGACAGGGAAGAUGAACGCCGCGUUGCACAAAAAUCGAGGAUUAUUGGUGCACCCAUGGGUGCUUUAGUGUCUGCGAAGAUUGCUGCACCUCCGUAUGGCCAACGCAAGGAUUGGAUACCACGCACCGAAGCAGAUUUCGGAGAUGGGGGUGCCUUUCCUGAAAUACACGUGGCUCAAUAUCCAUUGUGUAUGGGAAGUCCUUCUAAUUUAAACAAAAAAUCGAACGCUCUAGCAGUACGCCUAGAUGAAAAGGGAAAAAUCAAAUAUGAUGCUAUUGCCCGGCAAGGGCAUGGAAAGGACAAAAUUGUUUAUUCGUCUAUAUCACAGUUACUCCCAGCGGAAGUUCUCGCUGAAGAUGCAGAAGAACUGCGGCGACCCGACGCUGAAACCGUUGCAGAUACAACAGAGGAAACUCAACGAGCUUUGGAAAAGUUAACAAAUGCGAAGAUAGCUGCUGCUAUGCCAGUGCGGCAUGCUGAGAAAACAGCUCCAGCACAGUAUAUACGUUACACGCCAUCACAACAAGGUGAUGCCUUCAAUUCUGGAGCAAAGCAAAGAGUUAUACGUAUGGUUGAGGCACAACAAGAUCCAAUGGAACCACCAAAGUUUCGGAUAAAUAAAAAAAUACCCCGUGGUCCACCAUCACCUCCCGCACCGGUACUGCACUCGCCUUCGCGCAAAGUUACUGUUAAAGAGCAAAAGGAAUGGAAAAUACCACCUUGCAUUUCGAAUUGGAAGAAUGCCAAGGGUUAUACGAUUCCGCUGGAUAAACGUUUGGCUGCUGAUGGCCGAGGAUUGCAACAAGUUCAUAUUAGUGAAAAAUUCGCAAAAAUGGCUGAGGCUUUAUACAUAGCUGAUCGUAAAGCCCGAGAAGCGGUAGAGGCGCGUGCAACGCUCGAAAAGAAGCUGGCGCAAAAAGAAAAAGAAAAGAAGGAAGAUAUGCUAAGGAUGAUGGCGCAGCGUGCUCGAGAGGAGCGCGCUGGUCUGCGUCAACCGGAUGACCCAGCUGCUUUGAAUCCAGAAACACGCGAGCGUAAUGAACUGAGGGCCGAACGUCAUCGUGAACGUCAACGUGAUCGAAAUUUGGCACGUGCAGCACCGGAAAAGCGAUCGAAAUUGCAACGUGAACGAGAACGUGAUAUUUCGGAGCAAAUAGCGUUGGGUAUGCCAGCGAAGACCUCUGGCAAUGGUGAAACAAUGUUUGACCAGCGCCUUUUCAAUACAACAAAGGGUAUGGAUUCGGGCUACGGUGACGACGAAGUAUAUAAUGUAUACGACAAACCGUGGCGUGAUUCCAAUUCCUUGGCCUCGCAUCUGUACAGACCGAGUAAGCAGUUAGAUAAUGAUGCCUAUGGAGCGGACUUGGACCGCAUUGUGAAUACACAACGCUUCGUGCCAGAUAAGGAGUUUUCCGGAACUUCGCGCGGUGCUGGUAGUGCCGCUCAACGAUCUGGUCCGGUUCAAUUCGAGAAAGAAGAGGAUCCAUUCGGUUUGGAUCAGUUCUUGAAUAUGGCUAAAAAGGCACCAAAGCGAUCAGAGGAUAAGAGUGAUCGUAGUAAUUCCGAGAAGAAGCGCAGGAAAGACUAGGGAAACAAAUUGUAACCACUACUAAUAUAAGUUGAAGAAUGUGGAGAUUUAUAUACAUAUAUGUUAUGUAUAUAUAUGUAUAUCGUUUACCAUCAAUACAAAAGGGCCAAGUUGACAAUUUUGAAACUUUUCAGGAGAAGAAUACAACUUUUUAAAUUCACGUAGGAAAUACAUUGGUAUGGAUGUUUGGCCUUUGCUUUGAUUGGUAUAUAAGUUCUAGUAAAUAGAAAAGUUACGGUUAAAAUUCCUUCAUGUAUGACAACAAUGAAGAAUGUUAAAUAAAGCAGUGAAAUCCCCAAAUUAUCUUAACUGA
Rhagoletis pomonella (apple maggot) is the source of this 2072-nucleotide messenger RNA. It is a transcript of the gene Bx42, whose product is annotated as puff-specific protein Bx42. The record is from RefSeq and is a predicted model, not a curated record. Gene Ontology annotation, biological process: mRNA splicing, via spliceosome. The coding region runs from base 128 to 1759 and encodes 543 amino acids. Lineage: Eukaryota; Metazoa; Arthropoda; Insecta; Diptera; Tephritidae. The transcript is spliced from 2 exons. Gene Ontology annotation, cellular component: spliceosomal complex.